This is a messenger RNA of Cordyceps militaris CM01, 1077 nucleotides long. Its product is annotated as ornithine carbamoyltransferase. Gene Ontology annotation, biological process: L-citrulline biosynthetic process. The record is from RefSeq and is a predicted model, not a curated record. Gene Ontology annotation, molecular function: amino acid binding; ornithine carbamoyltransferase activity. The coding region runs from base 1 to 1077 and encodes 358 amino acids. Lineage: Eukaryota; Fungi; Ascomycota; Sordariomycetes; Hypocreales; Cordycipitaceae. Gene Ontology annotation, cellular component: mitochondrion. The transcript is spliced from 3 exons.
AUGAGCGCCUCUCCAGCUCUGCGCAGCGUCGCCCGCGGUGCCGCCCGCCGUCUGCCGCAGCGCGCCUACUCGUCCUCGGCGGCCGCGGCAGCGCCCAGACAUCUCAUGUCGAUUGCCGACCUCUCGCCGACCGAGUUUGCCAGUCUCGUGCGCAACGGCGCCGCGCUCAAGACACUGGUCAAAACGGACCAGGCGCCGCCCGCGCUCCGCGCCGGCAUGGCCGGCCAGACGGUCGCCAUGAUGUUUAGCAAGCGCAGCACCCGCACGCGCGUGUCGACCGAGGCGGCCGUCACCCUGCUGGGCGGCCACCCCAUGUUUCUGGGCAAGGACGACAUUCAACUCGGCGUCAAUGAGUCGCUGUACGACACGGCCAAGGUCAUCUCCUCCAUGACAUCGUGCAUGGUCGCCCGUGUCGGCCCGCACUCCGACGUUACGGGACUGGCCGCCGGCUCGAGCGUGCCCGUCAUAAACGCCCUGUCCGAUGACUUCCACCCUCUGCAGACGAUUGCUGAUUUCCUCACCAUCCACGAGGCGUUUCCCUCGUCGCGCGCCGCAUCUGGUGGCAGCCUGGGCGUCGAGGGCCUCAAGGUCGCCUGGGUGGGCGACUCCAACAACGUGCUAUUCGACCUGGCCGUAGGCUGCGUCAAGAUGGGUGUCGACAUUGCCGUCGCCGCGCCCAGGGGCUACGGGAUCCCCGACGCCAUGAGAACUGUCAUACACGCCGCCGCGCAGGGCGUGGCCGCGCCCGGCAAGCUGACGGAGACGACGGUGCUGGAAGAGGCCAUCAAGGACGCUGACGUGCUGGUGACGGACACUUGGAUUUCCAUGGGCCAGGAGGCCGAGACAAAAGCACGUCUACAGGCUUUUGCCGGAUACCAAAUCACAAACGACCUGGCCAAACGCGGCGGCGCGAAGGAGGGCUGGAAGUUUAUGCACUGCCUGCCGCGACACCAGGAAGAGGUCGCCGACGAAGUGUUUUACGGUCCGAGGUCUCUAGUAUUCCCCGAAGCCGAGAACCGACUCUGGGCUGCACUCGCCGUUUUGGAAGGCUUUGUUGUCAACAAGGGCAAGUUUUAG